UUUCCUUCUUUUUCACCAAAACCUUUUCCAGGUUGGACGUUUGUUUGUUAGCGCUCCACAGUCUAAUAAAAAUAAAGUAUGACUGAAACUUUACAAUUACGCGGUACCCUUUUGGGUCACAGUGGAUGGGUUACACAAAUCGCCACUAACCCCAAGGAUCCCGAUACCAUUAUCUCUGCUUCUCGUGACAAGACCUUGAUUGUCUGGAAGUUGACCCGCGAUGAAGAUACCAACUACGGUUUCCCCCAAAAGCGUUUGUAUGGUCACUCUCACUUCAUCAGUGACGUAGUAUUGUCCUCUGACGGUAACUACGCUUUGUCUGGUUCCUGGGAUAAGACUUUGCGUUUGUGGGAUUUGGCAGCUGGCAAGACCACUCGUCGUUUCGAAGAUCACACUAAGGAUGUUUUGUCUGUUGCUUUCUCUGCUGACAACCGUCAAAUCGUUUCUGGUUCUCGGGACAAGACCAUCAAGUUGUGGAACACUUUGGCUGAAUGCAAAUUCACCAUCCAAGAAGAUGGUCACUCCGAUUGGGUAUCUUGCGUACGCUUCUCCCCCAACCACUCCAACCCCAUCAUUGUAUCUUGCGGUUGGGAUCGCACCGUCAAGGUCUGGAACUUGGCAAACUGCAAGUUGAAGAACAACCACCACGGCCACAAUGGCUACUUGAACACCGUUACCGUUUCUCCCGAUGGUUCCCUCUGCACAUCUGGUGGCAAGGACUCCAAGGCUCUCUUGUGGGACUUGAAUGACGGCAAGAACUUGUACACCUUGGAACACAACGACAUCAUCAACGCCUUGUGCUUCUCCCCCAACCGUUACUGGUUGUGCGUUGCCUACGGUCCAUCCAUCAAGAUCUGGGAUUUGGCAUGCAAGAAAACCGUCGAGGAACUCCGCCCCGAAGUCGUCAACGGCUCCAAGGCUGACCAACCUCAAUGUUUGUCUUUGGCCUGGUCCACUGAUGGCCAAACCUUGUUCGCCGGCUACUCCGACAACACCAUCCGCGUAUGGCAAGUCUCUGUCUCUGCUCAUUAAGUGCAGACAGUUCUACAGCAUUAUACUACUACAACCACCACUUUCAACAACCAUCAUCAUUAUGUUUUUACCAAUUGUAUGCAUCCUGGUGAUCAUCGCAAGCGAGUUUUUAAGCAAGAACAGUAUCGUAGUAGAUAAACAAGAUUUACAUAGAAAAAUGUAUUUAUUUUGAGCGCUGAUUUGUUUAUUAUAUAAACAAAUAAAUAACAAGUUAAAAAAUUGUAUAUUCUUUUAUUUGAACUGAUAAGUAGUUGUGUGUCAACCCUUCUGGGGGACGGACUGUGUAUUAAUUUUCUUUUAGUUUUUAAGGCAUAUUAAUUUAAAAUAAAGUAGGAUUUUUUUUAUAAAUAUUACAAAAUAA
Molecule: messenger RNA, 1393 nt
Organism: Calliphora vicina (urban bluebottle blowfly)
Lineage: Eukaryota; Metazoa; Arthropoda; Insecta; Diptera; Calliphoridae
Gene: Rack1
Product: Receptor of activated protein kinase C 1
Exons: 3
Coding region: 79-1032 (317 amino acids)
Biological process (GO): rescue of stalled cytosolic ribosome; positive regulation of protein phosphorylation
Cellular component (GO): nucleus; cytosol
Molecular function (GO): translation regulator activity; ribosome binding; protein kinase C binding
Source: RefSeq, a predicted model, not a curated record